Messenger RNA from Cylindrotheca closterium, 1335 nucleotides. Lineage: Eukaryota; Bacillariophyta; Bacillariophyceae; Bacillariales; Bacillariaceae. The record is from the annotation of a GenBank genome assembly.
AUGUUGGCCACUGUGUCACCAUCUACGAUUCCGACUACUAGCCAUAACCAAAGACGAGUGUCCUCCUUUGAGCACCUCAGUGGUCAAGAUGACUUUCAUCGCAUGGUUCUGCAUGCGAAUGAACAACGACGACAGAAUCAUGGUUGGAGCAGCACACGAUCCGUAUCCUCCUGUAACACGGACGAUGCUGGUUCCACGAGUACCGAGCACAUGUCCAAUACUUGCGGAGCCAGAGAGAGGAGACAAAAAGAGAAACGUCGCUUUCUUUCCUUUACCAAAGUCUUGAUGAAGUUUUUGGAAAAGAAGAAUCCCACGGUUUGCAAGAAUGCCCGCAAUGUAAUUCGCAAAUACAAAAAGAAGUCCAAGAAUGAAGAAGGAGGGCAACAUAACUAUUGUGGAGAGGAGAGUGUAUCCGAAAGCAUGUGCGAAUCCAUCAAGGUUCCACUCAAGCAAACCGUCGGCUCUGCGUAUUGGAAACAAGCCAAGGAAGAGCAAAGGAAGAACAACAUAUUACGCAAGAAUGAUGAUGAUGACUACACUGAUUUCGAACCUCUCUCACUCGAUUCCAGCUCAUCGGACUGCCUUUGUGAAAACCAAACAGCGGAAGCGUUAUCUCACUUUGCAAGCAGCAAUCGUGGUGACAAUAUUAUGACAAGCACUACCAGUCACAAACGAGCGUCGUCGUACAGGCGAUCCUCCUCCUCCUCCUGUCAUCAUUCCAAGGAGAAUCAUCUGGUAACAGAAGAACGAAAGCUUCGAAAACAACGCUUCUGGAUGCUAGUCCGAGUCUUGAUGCGAUACGUUGAAAAGAAGGAUGUCAUAUUAUACAAGAAAGCCCGAGCUACCUUGGAAAAUUGCGCCACGAGAAAUGUCCGAAAGGAGCCACGCUUUGUCAAUUUGAUUGAAAGCGUCCAACGAGAGUUGAAACAUACCGUUGGCACAAGAUACUGGAGACGAGCCGAACAUCACGUGGCCAAGCAUAUUCUGAAGAAAGCUAGUGAACAGGCAUGGGAGGACGCCCUUGCCAAGGAGGCAUCGUCCUUUGGGUCCUCUCUCGACAAUUUAUUCACCCCACCAGUUCCAUUGCAAGAGCAACCACAACAACCACAGCAUGAACAAACCGUUGUUGUGCAUCCGCUUGUGCUGGAACCCGCCUUUGCACCACCACCGAGGCAGAAUCACGGCAGCAGCCACCAUUGGAGAGAUCCGUCUAUUCCAACCAACGUGGCCAUUCCCACCAAGAAGCUGCCAGCCGAACACCACUGGAGGUUGGGAGGAUGUGACUACUACCAGUCUCCACAUGGUACUAUUUCAGAAGACAUCAUGUACGGAUGA